CUGCAUUGACGUGUCUGAAAUGACAACAGAGAUUGUAGAUUCAUUGAAGCCGUGUUUUGUAUUUCAAAGGAAACUAUUUGUUAUUUGCAACGUUUAAUAAACAUAAUUUUCUUAUAUUUUGAUUAUAAGCAAAAUGGCUUAUAACAACACCGCUGGAGCAAAUGAUUUUUAUGCCGGCCCUACCGAACAGUCGUUCAAUUUUGAAGUGCCCGAGUUUGGACAAGAACUAGAUUUUCAAAACUUCGAUAGCACACAAGCUGAUGUACCACCAAACUAUGAUGCUAGCUAUGGUGGCAGCAAUCAAGGUCUAAGUGGUUUCUAUGACCCCAAUGCAUAUGUAAAUCAAACAUACGACCAAGAUUCUGGCUUUAAGCCCGGUGGGACAGGAAAUGAGUUCGAUGACGAGCCACCAUUGUUGGAAGAAUUGGGCAUAAACCCGAAUCACAUCUUUCUCAAGACAUUGGCUGUGCUAAAUCCUUUGCGCGCAACGGAUCAGAUGAUCCUUCAGGACACUGACAUGGCCGGUCCAUUGGUCUUUUGCUUAGCUUUGGGUGGCUUUCUUUUGCUGAGUGGCAAAGUAACAUUCUCAUAUAUUUACGGCAUCGGUGUGAUGGGAUGUAUCGCCUUCUAUUGUCUGCUGUCGCUGAUGGCAACACAGGCGCAAGUAACCUUCGGCGCUGUGGUUUCUGUGCUCGGUUAUUGUUUGUUACCCAUGGUGGUGUUGUCCGGCAUUAACGUUUUAAUCACCAUACAGGGCACUCUUGGACUGAUUGUCGCUGGUGUGGCGAUACUCUGGUGUGCAAUGUCUGCAUCGAAACUCUUCGUCACGGCCUACUCGAUGGAUCAUCAACAAGUGCUAAUUGCGUAUCCGUGUGCUCUGUUGUACGGCGUGUUUGCUCUCAUUACGAUUUUUUAAAUAUAAAAUAUUUAACCAAAUAUAUUAAAAUAUUGGCCUAAUAACAUUCUACGUGUAGAUAACAAUGAUAAUAAUGAUAAAGUGAAUCUGAUGAGUUAAUGUGCGAUAAACAAAAA
Ceratitis capitata (Mediterranean fruit fly) is the source of this 1032-nucleotide messenger RNA. It is a transcript of the gene Yip1d1, whose product is annotated as protein YIPF5. The transcript is spliced from 7 exons. Lineage: Eukaryota; Metazoa; Arthropoda; Insecta; Diptera; Tephritidae. The coding region runs from base 134 to 916 and encodes 260 amino acids. Gene Ontology annotation, cellular component: membrane; trans-Golgi network. The record is from RefSeq and is a predicted model, not a curated record. Gene Ontology annotation, biological process: vesicle fusion with Golgi apparatus; endoplasmic reticulum to Golgi vesicle-mediated transport.